AACAAAUCUAGUAUACUAUACCAGCUAGCUGGUAUAGGUCCCUACGUUGCAACUCCAUUCAUUCCCAAUUGAACUUCCUUCAAGAAUGACUUCAUUUCUACACAAGAAUAGCAUUUUCAUUGCCAUAGCAAAAAUUGGCAUCCUAUCAGUGAUCACAUUCGUUGCCAACUGCAGCACACCCGAAGAUCCCAUACAAUGCAGAUCAGCUGGAGCAGUCAAAAACUCAUAUUGCACCAUCACCAAUUCAUAUGGUGCGUUUCCCGACAGAAGUAUAUGUCGAGCAGCCCAAGUAGUUUACCCUUCUUCAGAAGCUGAGCUCAUAUCAGCCGUAGCAAAUGCAACCCUGGCCAAGAGAAAAAUCAAAGUUGCAACACGCUACUCCCACAGCAUUCCCAAACUGGUUUGUCCUGACGGGGACGAUGGACUGCUAAUAAGCACCAAAUACCUCAAUCGCACGUUAAACAUCAAUCCUUCAGCCAUGACUAUAACUGUGGAGAGUGGUGUGACCCUGAGGCAGCUGAUCAACGACGCGGCUAAAACAAAGCUGGCGCUGCCCUAUUCUCCAUACUGGUGGGGCUUGACCGUGGGGGGGAUGCUGGGCACGGGUGCACACGGCAGCUCAUUAUGGGGUUUGGGAAGUCAAGUUCAUGAUUAUGUGAUCCAGCUCAGAAUCAUAUCUCCAGCCACAGCUGAAGAGGGUUAUGCAAAGGUUCGCACGCUGGAAACUGGAAAUCCGGAGCUGGAUGCAGCGAAAGUCUCUCUAGGGGUUCUUGGAGUUAUUUCACAGGUGACUCUGAAAUUACAACCAAUGUUCAAACGUUCCAUCACGUAUAUAACAAAGAACGACUCAGAUUUUGGAGAUGAAGCUGCUAGUUUUGGCCGGCUGCAUGAAUUUGCAGACUUUAUGUGGUACCCAAGUCAAAAACUUGUUGUUUACCGGAUUGAUGAUAGGGUCUCAAGCAACGCAUCAGGAAAUGGUCUCAAUGAUUUUCCAGGAUUUCGUUCAACUCCCUCAAUUGUUCUAGCAACUUUAAGAACUUCCGAGGAGACACAAGAAUCCCUUGGUGACUUAGAUGGGAAAUGCAUAAACGGAAAAUUGACGACAUCUACCUUGAGAACUAUGGGUUACGGACUAAAAAAUGAUGGUAUCUUGUUCACGGGGUACCCAGUAAUUGGAUUUCAGAACCGGAUUCAAGCAUCAGGAACAUGCCUUGACAGCUUGGAGGACGCAAGGAUUACAGCAUGCCCAUGGGAUUCUCGUGUUAGGGGCCUAUUCUUUUACCAAACCACAUUUAGCAUUGGGUUGUCCAAAGUGAAGAAGUUCAUCCAAGACAUUCAAAAGCUUGCAGCUUUGGAGCCCAAGUCAAUGUGUGGAUUGGAUUUAUACAAUGGGAUAUUGAUGAGGUACGUGACGGCUUCGAGUGCAUACUUGGGUAAACAAGAAGAUGCGCUUGACUUCGACAUCACUUACUAUAGAAGCAAGGACCCUUUAGCCCCGAGGCUUUAUGAGGACAUCUUGGAGGAAAUUGAACAGAUUGCAGUUUUCAAGUAUAAUGCUUUGCCACACUGGGGAAAGAAUAGGAAUGUGGCUUUUCAAGGGGCGAUUAACAAGUAUAAAAAGGCUACCGAAUUCCUCAAGAUCAAACAAAUGUAUGAUCCAUUGGGGCUGUUCUCAAGUAAUUGGACGGAUCAAAUUCUUGGAUUGAGCAGCCGAUCAGUAGUGAUGAUGAAUGAUGAGGAGGGAUGUGCACUGGAAGGAUUAUGUGUUUGUUCUCAAGAUAUUCAUUGUGCCCCCAACAAGGGAUACUUUUGCCGACCAGGCAAAGUUUAUGAGGAGGCAAGAGUUUGUGCUAAGCUAAUUAAAAAGUCUAUGACUAGCUAGAUAUAUCAGAGGACAGAGAGAGUUCCAUCUUAAUUAUCAUCAUUAUUCCAUUCAAGUACAAAUUUCCAAUCAUCAGCAUCAUCAUAUAUAUAUAUAUAUACAUAUCCUUAUGUGUCUUUAAAUCCAAUCAAUGGGCAUUCAUCCAUUUCAAAACUUGAGCUUCAUAUACUAAUAUGUAAAUCCAUAUCCAUUGCACUU
This is a messenger RNA of Sesamum indicum (sesame), 2080 nucleotides long. Its product is annotated as putative L-gulonolactone oxidase 6. The record is from RefSeq and is a predicted model, not a curated record. Gene Ontology annotation, cellular component: membrane. Lineage: Eukaryota; Viridiplantae; Streptophyta; Magnoliopsida; Lamiales; Pedaliaceae. Gene Ontology annotation, molecular function: D-arabinono-1,4-lactone oxidase activity; FAD binding.